This is a messenger RNA of Vicugna pacos (alpaca), 4430 nucleotides long. It is a transcript of the gene CDHR4, whose product is annotated as cadherin related family member 4. Gene Ontology annotation, cellular component: plasma membrane; catenin complex. Gene Ontology annotation, molecular function: cadherin binding; beta-catenin binding; calcium ion binding. The record is from RefSeq and is a predicted model, not a curated record. Gene Ontology annotation, biological process: homophilic cell-cell adhesion; multicellular organism development; cell migration. NCBI's taxonomy places the organism in Eukaryota, Metazoa, Chordata, Mammalia, Artiodactyla, Camelidae.
AUUUAGCGCGGCGCUCUCUCACCGAAAUGGUCAGAGCCUGUUCCCUGAGGCCAUUCCAUAAUCGGAGGCUAGGUUCAAGGACACAGACUAACUGGAGACAGAACUAGACAAGUCAGUAGACAGAAAAAUACCGGGGUAUGAGGGCGAAGGGCUCGCUUGAGAGAAGGGAUUCUCAGAGAUUGCUUUCUGUAUGGGCUCUGGAUAAGCCAUCAAGGAGAGAUCCAGAAGAGGGGUAUUUUAGGUAGAGGGACCAUCCAGUUAAAAGCCCUGAGAGGACAGGAGCUGGACAGGGCUUAACAGAAAGAAGGCCCAGAUGUCUAUGAUGGUGGUAGUUAGGGUAGUGAAGAGGUCAGCAAAACCAGGUUCCUGGCAUUCUUGGAAAGAAAUAAGGGGUUUUGUUCUUGGUCUGGUGGGAAGUACUGAAGGCUUUUGAGCAGGGAAUGACCUGGGCUGGCUCCUGUUUAGAUAAUUGCUGCUCUGAGAGAAUUACUCUGUAAUAGAAGUGGAGGCUCCUGCCCUCAUCCAGCAAGGGAGGGGAGGGCCUGGGUCCAGGUAGGUCUGGUGCAAAGAAGGGGGUCACCCCUUCUGGGAUGUGUUUUGGAGUUAAAGUCGUCUUGCUGAUGCAUGAAUAUGGGAAGGGAAAGAGGAGUAUCUAGCAUGACUCCUAGAUUUCUGGUCUGAACAACUGAUUGGCUGAAAUUGCCAUGAUUUGAUCCAAGAAAGACUGGAGAAGGGUGGGUUUGGAAAGCAAAAUCAAAUGAUCAUUUGUGGACACAUGACCCUUAAGAUACUUGUUAGAUAUUAAAGAGGAGGUGCACAGUCAGCCAUUGGGUGUGUGCCUCUGUUGUCUGGGAGAGAGAUCAGCACUGAAGCCUUGGAUCUAGGAAGCAAAGGGAAUGGAUGGUAUUUAAGGCCAGGGACCUGGAUGUGAGUGGGAAGGUGCACAGAGGAGGGCAGCAGUCAGACUGAGCCCUGGAACACUCCACUGGGGGAAGAUAGAGAAGAUGAAGCAGAACCAGCAAAGAAGCUGAACAGGAGCAGCCAGGAAGUGGGAGGAAACUGAGAGAGUAUGGGUACUUAGGAGCCAAGGGGAACAAGCAUCAAAUGCUGCUGAGGAGGUGAGACUGGAGAACAAACUACUGGAUUCAGUAGUAUGCAGGUUUCUGAGGACUCUGACAAGGGCAGUUUUAUGCAGAGAGGAACAAGCUCAACUAUGAUAGGUAGAAGAGAGAGUAGAGGUGAAGAACUGGAGAGAGCAAGUGUAGACAACCUUUUAGAAAUUGACUUCUAACAUAAAUAAAAUGAUUAGACAACUCUCAAAGGUACAGCUCCAUAAAUGUUAAAAUCUGUAGACGCCUGUGCAACUGUCACCCAGAUUAAGAUAUAGAAUAUCACCAGCCACUCCAGGAGGCCACUUUGUGCCCCUUCCAGUUGAUAUCCCCAAAGAUGACCACUGUUUUUAUUUCUGUCACCAAGGAUACUUUUAUUUGUCAAAUGUAGACAGCUUUUGAGAGAUUCUGUUGAUGGCUGGGCUCAGAUUUUAUAGGCAGAUAAUGUUCUAAUGGUGAGUGGACAGCUGGGGUUCAGAUUCUGUGGGGUAGCAGGUCCUGUGUACACUUUUCUUGUGUGCUGUGCUUGCUCUAUCUCCAAGACUGCAUGACCAAGACUUCAGUCUUGAGCCUCAGUUUCCCCAUGUGAAGCUUGAUCCUUCUCCCCUCACAUCUCCUUCAGAUUGUAGUCAUGAAUAGGGGAAUUCAUGGGGAGCAGUGAAAAUUGGGGGUGUUCCAGGCCUUUUGAUGCCUGUCUAGAGUCUAGAGCUUAGUCACCAGGGAUGGGUGGGGCUAGGAUCUUGGAGGCCCAGGAGUCCUGCCUGUUUGAGCAACUAACCUGGCAACUAGCCUGGCAACAGGGUAGGCCUGACAAACACGUCUGGCUUUCUGGAGUCUCUGCAGUCUAUCUUCAGGCCACUAUGGUGCUGCUCAGGCCCCUGGUGCUUCUUGUUGCUUUGGUUGUCUCUGACCUCCAUUGCCUGCCCUGGUUCAUAAAUGUCUCUGAGAGCCAGGGACCUGGUACCAUCCUUCAGUCUUUCUUCUUCAACUGCUCUUCAUACAUACCCACCCUGAAGUUGCUCCAUGUGCAGCCACCCACCAACUUCUUCAACCCACCCAGCCUGACCAGGUGGCAGGGGAUCUAUAUGGGCAAGAUAACCUUGAGCAGCUCGGCCCGGCUGGAUGCCCUGGCAGUGAACCACUAUGAGCUGCAGCUGCGGUUCACAUGUGGCAACCAUACGAUGGAGGGACCACUCUCUGUGGAUGUGCAGCGGGACCCUGAUCACAUCCAGUGUGCUGGGAGAUUUGCCAGCCCAGCUGGGGAAAUCAUUCAGGUGCCAGAAAUGGUCACACCUGGGGCCCAGCUGUACACUCUGCUGCUCCCAGGCAUGGAACUCCAGGGAGCCCAGAUGAGCAUCACCAGUGCCCAGGACCCUCCAUACUUCCCUGGACAUUUCUCCAUCAAUGGGCAGGGCUGGCUGCAGGCACCGUCCCAGGGCCUCAAAGGACAAGCUCAAAAGGUCUUCCAGCUUCAGAUUCUGGUGAACUUUGGACAAGGCCAAAGCUGCCAUGGGAUGCUGAUUGUGAAAGUUUUGCCCGCUCCCUCCAGCCAGGUCUCCUUCCUGGAGCAAACUCAGAAUAUCACCAUCCCUGAGAACCUCGUCCCCGGGAGUAAGGUGGUUCAGGUCCAGGCCCGGGGCUUCGAUGUGCGCUACGAAAUCCUCUCCCCGAUGCCCUGCCCGCUCUUCUCCAUUGGACGCGUCGACGGCCUGGUCCGGACCACCGCGCCACUUGAGCUGGCGCAAGCCCCAGGCGCUGCGGUCACUAGGCUUCAGGUGAAGGCCUUCGAGCGGCUCUGGCCAUGGGCUAGCGCCAAGCUUGAGCUCACGGUGGACGUGCAGUCGAUCAACCGCUGGCCCCCCCACUGCCUCCCAGCGAUGUUGGUGACUCAAAUCCCCGAGACCACUCCUGUGGGCACCGUGCUGAAUACCAUCACUUGCACUGACCCAGACUCUCCGGGCUCCACCCUCGACUACCAGCUGAUGUUCCACAGACCUCCUGGUGCGGCCAGCCUCUGCCUUCGAGACACAGUCCUGCAGGUGAAUGCCACACUGGAUUGUGACACUCCUGGGGCCUGCUUUCAGCAUGCAGCUUCCAUCCUGGUGCUGGAUAAUGGUCAGCCCCUCAUGACCACUGAGGUGCCAAUACUCGUGAUGGUGACACCUGUCAACGAAUUUGCCCCAUCCUGUGAGCCACGCACAUUUCGGGUUCGUGAGGAUGCAAGACUGCACACUCUGCUGGGCUCUGUGCUGGGCAGGGACAUGGAUUACCCACAUGACAGCAUUGAGUUCUACAUCUCUGGCGGAUCUGCCCCCUUUGCUGUGGACCGUCUCAGUGGAGAGGUUCGCCUCCUGGGGCCUUUGGACUAUGAGCUGCAAAAAUUGUACAGGCUUACUGUCCUGCUGACUGACCACAGCCAAGACCAGGACCCCACCUACCACCACUCAGGCUCCUGCACCAUUACCAUUGAGGUUGAGGAUGUGAAUGAUCAUGCUCCUGAGUGUGAGCCCCCAUUUCAGGAACUCACCAUCCACAGUCACCUGGGCCAUAGCGUGGAGGUGACCAAGGUGUCAUGUAGGAUUCCCGAAGAGCCACACCGCCUGGUCUUCUCCUACAGCAUUGUGGGAGGGAAUAGUCAGAGCCGAUUCAGCCUGCAAGGAGCUGUCCUGGUGUACAGCGACCUCAUGUUGGGGCUCUCCUGGCCAGAGCAGCCCCAUACUUAUGAGCUCUUGAUCCAUGUGGCUGAUGCAGGUCCCUCCACCCCCCACCUCAGCACCACAACCACUGUCAUUGUUCAUCUAGUUCCUUGGACGGCCAGCAAAGUGGCCACCAGCACCCGCAGAGCUACAGUGUCUUCAAUGAUGACACCCCUGCUUGUGACAGACAUGGAGGCUUUCUGGCAGCCAGAGUCCUGGUUUGUGGUGGUGCUGACAGUGACAAGUGCCCUUCUCCUCCUGGCUCUGGGCUGGCUCCUCAGCAAGCUCCUUCAGGGGUUGACCCAGGUGCUCCAGGCACCAAACAAACAAGCCCAGGCUCUGCUCCUAAACAGUAGCCAAGGAACUGAGGGGCCCAUUGAGGGGUUCAUGGAGGCACAGAAGAUGGAGAAAACACAAGCACCCAGCAGUGUCAUGAGCCUGCGGCAUUUUGAUGGCAGAGCACAGGACUCCCGUACAGGCAGAAAUUACCUGUUCAACACACACACGGGAGCCCGGAGCUGGGUCUGAGGCCAAGAAGCUGCUUCAUAUUUGUGGAAUUUCUUCUUCACAUGAUCAUGGGCUAUGUUUCAAGUUGAUUCGAUAAUAAACAAAAUUACAAACAGAA